Messenger RNA from Dicentrarchus labrax (European seabass), 3432 nucleotides. RefSeq names its product GTPase IMAP family member 8-like. The record is from RefSeq and is a predicted model, not a curated record. Gene Ontology annotation, molecular function: GTP binding. NCBI's taxonomy places the organism in Eukaryota, Metazoa, Chordata, Actinopteri, Moronidae.
UGUUUGACUGCAGUGAGUGUUUUUUACUUUCACUUUCACUUUGACUGAUGGUUGUGCAGCAGCAAGACAUCCAGCGGAUUUUGACAGAGUGACAUCAUGGCGACUGCAGCAGCAGUGACAGAUGAUCUGCAACCACUGAAACUGAGCAGCAGCUUACAAUGGCUGCCACCUUACAUGUCUGAGCUGAGGGUUGUUUUGCUGGGGAACAGCUGGUCUGAGAGGAGUUCAGUGGGGAACUUCAUACUGGGAGAGACUAAGUUCAACACUGAAGAAGAACCAGACUGCUUCCUGAGAGAAAGAGUGCAGUUGAAGGGGAAAGAAAUAGUUCUCAUCAACACUCCAGAUCUGCUGCAUCCCAACAUCUCUCAACACAAACUGACAGAACAUGUAGAAAACUGUUUGAGACUCUCUGAUCCUGGACCUCAUGUGUUCCUGCUGGUUCUACAGCCUGAAGACUUCACUGAGGAACACAAACUGAGACUACAAUCAAUCCUUGAACUCUUCAGUGAUCAAUCAUUUGAUCAUUCUCUGGUUCUGAUAUCAACACCCAGAGAGGAGAGUCCAGGUUUGAUAGAAAAAUACCUGGAACGUCCUCCAUUAAAAGACAUGAUCAGAAAAUGUAGAUACAGAUAUUUGAAGCUGAAGAACCUUGAACGUUCAGAGCUGUUAACACGCUUGGGUCAAAUUGUGAAGGAGAAUAAUGGAGAAUGUGUCAGCUGUGAUGUAUUUGAGGACCCAACAUCAACUUUACCAGGUCAUCAUCGAAGUCCAAAACAAAAGGAAACUCAGACUUUUAUCACAGAUGCUGUUAAAACUGCAGCAUCUGGACUCAGGAUUGUGCUCUUGGGAAAAAGUGAGGACAGACAGACAAAACUUGGGAAUUCCAUCAUUGAGAACCAAACUUUCCAUUACCAAAAACUGUCCUCAACUGCACGAUGUGUGAUGGCCAAUGGAGAGUGGAGAGGAAAACCAUUAAUAGUAGUGAAAACUCCAAACAUCUUCAGUCUGUCUGUGGAGACCGUGAGAAGAGAGAUGAAGAACUGUGUGACUCUGUGUCCUCCUGGACCAAAUGUUCUUCUGCUGUUAGUGAAACCUUCUGAUUUCACUGAGGAGAACAGACAAACACUGAAGUUCAUCCUGAGUUUGUUUGGUCAAGAUGCUUUAAAAUAUUCAAUGGUCAUCAUGACACAUGACGAGGAUAAAAGUAAUACUGUUAAUGAAAUCCUUAUAGACUGUGGAGGAAGACACUACAACAUGGUUGAAAACAACCACACAUUGUUAAUGGAGAAUGUUGAGAACAUUGUGCAUGAAAACAAAGGAACCUUCCUCACCUUCACUGAAGAGACCAUAAGACCAAAGUCUGAACCCAUCAAACCAGCUUUAAACCUGGUUCUGUGUGGGAGGAGAGGAGCAGGGAAGACUUCAGCAGCCGAGGCCAUUUUAGGUCAGACAGAGUUUCAUUCAGUCUCCAACUCAUCAGAGUGUGUUAAACAUCAGGGAGAGGUGUGUGGACGUUGGGUUUCCCUGGUGGAGCUGCCUGCCUUGUAUGGAGAACCUCAGGAGGCAGUGAUGGAGGAAUCACUCAGGAGUAUCUCCCUCUGUGAUCCUGAGGGCGUCCAUGCCUUCAUCCUGGUCCUACCUGUGGGUCCCCUCACUGAUGAAGACAAGGGAGAGUUAGAGACCAUCCAGAACACAUUCCACUCUCUAGUCAAUGACUUCACCAUCAUUCUGUUCACUGUGGACUCAGAUCCUACAGCUCCAGCUGUUGUUAACUUUGUGAAAGAAAACAGAGACAUUCAGAAGCUCCUUCAGAGCUGUGGAGGAAGAUAUGUUGUUCUCAACAUCAAGGACAAGCAGCAGAUCCCAGAACUGUUGGACAUGGUGGAAAAAAUAAGACUGAGACUCUUCAAAGAUAAACCACACUGCUACACAAUAGAAAAAUUUGCAUUUGCCCAAAUAGAAAAGAUCAUACAACAACAGAAAAACAUCACCACACUACAGACUGAACUGAAGGGGCUGAAAACAAAAAGCACAAUCAGCUGUGAUGAUGAGGAACGGAGUCCAGAGUGUCUCAGGAUUGUGCUGAUAGGGAAGACUGGCUGUGGAAAGAGCUCUUCAGGAAACACCAUUCUAGGAAGAAAAGGAUUUAAAGCCAAAUCAGCCCAAACAUCAGUCACUAAACGUUGUCAGAAAGAACAGAGUGAAGUUGAUGGUCGUCAGGUGGUUGUGGUCGACACUCCUGGUCUGUUUGACAAUAGUUUGUCUCAUGAAGAGGUUCAUGAGGAGAUGGUGAAAUGCAUCAGUCUUCUGGCUCCAGGACCACAUGUCUUCCUGUUGGUGUUACACAUUGGCAGAUUAACACCAGAGGAGAAGGAGACAUUAAAACUUAUCAAGGAAGGAUUUGGGAAGAAUUUUGAAAAGUUUACCAUCAUUCUUUUAACUGGAGGAGAUUCACUGGAACAUGAGGAGAUAUCCAUUGAAGAAUACAUUGAAAAGAAGUGUGAUGAUUCCUUUAAGAAGCUGAUCUCUGACUGUGGAGGAAGAUACCAUGUGUUUAAUAACUAUGAGAAUGACAAACAACCACAGGUCAGUGAGCUGAUAACCAAGAUUGACACCAUGGUGAAGGAAAAUGGAGGCAGCUGCUACACUAAUGAGCUGCUGCAAGAGGCUGAAGCAUCAAUAAAGAAAGAAAUGGAGAGAAUCCUGAAGGAGAAGGAGGAAGAGAUGAAGAGAGAGAGGGAGGAGCUUCAAAGAAAACAUGAGGAAGAAAUGGAAGAAAUGAAAAGACGAAUGGAAGAACAGAGAGCAGAAACUGAAAAAGAGAGAAAACUGAGAGAAAAACAACUUGAAGAAAAGGAGGAAAACAUCAGAAAGGAAUGUGAGGAGAGAAAGAAAGAACAGGAAAGGAGAGAAGAAGAAGACAGGAAGAGAAAACAACAGGAAGAAAUUCAACGACAGGAGUGGAAACAGAAAGUUGAAGCUUUGGAGGAAAAAAUAAAAUCAGAGUCAGAAUCAAAGAAAACCAUUGAUAGAAAGCUGGAGGAGAGCAGAGAAGAGAUGAGAAAAGAACGAGAGAACUGGGAGAAACAACAAGAAUGGUGGGAAAAACGAUAUCAAGAAAAUGAAAAGAAACGAAAGGAGGAAUAUACAAAACUUAGAAAGCUUCAAGAAGAAUACGAACAGGAAAGAGAAAACCAUGAAAAGAAAAGAAAGGAGGAGGAUCGAAUCAGAAGAGAACAAGAGGAAAAAGAGAAAAAAGACAUCGAGAAGAAGUAUAGGAAAAAACUGGAGAAUCUGAAGAAGACAUAUGAAGAAGAAGCCGGAGGGGACUACUUUACGUCAUGAAAUUCAAAUGGAAAAAACCCCCCACAUAUAAUACAAUGUAAAAAAUAUAUACAAUAAAGUGGAACAUGGUCCAGAUGGAUGCAAAAA